Molecule: messenger RNA, 336 nt
Organism: Lactuca virosa
Lineage: Eukaryota; Viridiplantae; Streptophyta; Magnoliopsida; Asterales; Asteraceae
Source: the annotation of a GenBank genome assembly
AUGUCUAAUGAUUUUUCGCCUAAAGAACUAAUUGGAUUGUUGCGAGCGGAACGAAUGGGACGCGCUUUGGAAGAAGCGAUCUGUUACCAAGCCGUCUUAUUGGGAAUAACAAGAGCAUCUAUGAAUACUCAAAGUUUCAUAUCUGUAGCUAGUUUUCAAGAAACUGCUAGAGUUUUAGCAAAAAACAGCUCUCCUGGGCUGUAUCGAUUGGUUGAAAGGCCUGAAAGAAAACGUUGUUGUGGGGGGAUGAUACCUGUUGGUAGCGGCUUCAAAACACCUUUAAGCGAGCCUAACAACAUUGUCUUUGAACUCCAAAAAAAGAAUUUAUUAGAGUGA